Messenger RNA from Chanos chanos (milkfish), 2415 nucleotides. RefSeq names its product protein HID1-like. The coding region runs from base 1 to 2415 and encodes 804 amino acids. Gene Ontology annotation, cellular component: Golgi medial cisterna; membrane; Golgi trans cisterna. The record is from RefSeq and is a predicted model, not a curated record. The transcript is spliced from 19 exons. Lineage: Eukaryota; Metazoa; Chordata; Actinopteri; Gonorynchiformes; Chanidae.
AUGGGCAACUCUGACUCCAAAUUACACUUCAGAAAAGCGGUUAUCCAGCUCACAACCAAAACACAGCCAGUGGAGGCCACAGAUGAUGCCUUCUGGGACCAGUUCUGGGCUGACACCACCACCACAGUGCAGGAUGUGUUCGCUCUGGUGCCGGCCGCGGAGAUCCGUGCCGUCCGAGAGGAAUCACCCUCCAAUCUGGCAACCCUGUGUUACAAGGCAGUGGAGAAGCUGAUCCAGGGGGCAGAAUCAGGCUGUCCGUCAGACAGGGAGAGACAGACAGUUCUGAACUGCAUCCGUCUUCUCACCCGGAUCCUGCCCUACAUCUAUGAGGACCCAGACUGGCGCGGUUUCUUCUGGUCCACAAUACCCGGUGCCGGACACUCAGGGGAAGAGGAAGGUGAUGAUGACUACGCGCGGCCGCUGGCGGAGUCUCUCCUGCUCGCUCUGGCUGACCUGCUCUUCUGUCCAGACUUCACUGUCCAGAGUCACAAGAAGACAGGACCGGACCCAGGUGAGGCUAUGCAGUCCAUAGACACCUGUGAAUACAUCUGGGAGGCAGGAGUCGGCUUUGCCCAGUCUCCACCCCUCAACUACCUUCACGACCUCAACAGGACGGAGGUUUUGAAGCUGCUGCUCACCUGUUUCUCUGAGGCCAUGUACCUGCCUCCGUCAGCCGACUCCAACACCAUUAACCCAUGGGUCAGGUUCUUCUGCUCCCCUGAUAACAGGCACGCCCUGCCUCUCUUCACGUCUCUGCUGAACAUGGUGUGUGCGUAUGAUCCUGUUGGCUACGGCAUCCCCUACAACCACCUGCUCUUCUCAGACCACCGGGAGACGCUGGUAGAACACGCCCUGCAACUUCUUAUAGUUACACUGGACCAGGAGGUUCACACAGCCAACACCGCCGCUGCUGACUCCUCCACACAGGACUCCUCCAGCUCCACCUCUGCUCUGGAGGAUCCUGAGGCUUCAGGACCAGAAAAUCUCUUUGUGAACUACCUGUCCAGGAUCCACAGAGAAGAGGACUUUCACUUCAUCCUGAGGGGUGUGGCCAGACUUCUGACCAACCCCCUGAUUCAGACCUACCUGCCUAACUCUACCAAGAAGAUCCAGUUUCACCAGGAGCUACUGGUGUUCUUCUGGAAACUAUGCGACUUCAACAAGAAAUUCCUUUUCUACGUGCUAAAGAGCAGUGAUGUUUUGGAUAUACUGGUGCCCAUUCUUUUCUAUCUGAAUGAUGCCCGUGCUGACCAGUCCCGGGUUGGUCUCAUGCACAUUGGUGUAUUCAUCCUCCUGUUGCUGAGUGGAGAGAGGAAUUUUGGUGUGCGUCUGAAUAAACCCUAUGCAGUGCGCGUGCCCAUGGAUAUCCCCGUCUUCUCAGGGACUCAUGCUGAUCUCCUCAUAGUGGUUUUCCACAAGAUCAUCACUUCUGGACAUCAGCGUCUCCAGCCCCUCUUUGACUGCCUGCUCACAAUUGUCGUGAAUGUUUCACCUUAUCUAAAGAGUCUGUCCAUGGUGGCUGCCAACAAGCUGCUUCAUCUCCUGGAAGCAUUUUCCACCAGUUGGUUCCUCUUCUCCAGCUCUCAGAAUCACCACCUGGUCUUCUUCCUGCUUGAAGUCUUCAACAACAUCAUCCAGUAUCAGUUUGACGGUAACUAUAACCUGGUGUAUGCCAUCAUUCGCAAGCGCAGCAUAUUCCACCAGCUUGCCAACCUGCCCUCUGACCCCUUGUCCAUCCAGAGGGCCUUGCAGAGGAAGAAGAGGACCUCUACUGGCAUGUCUCGCACAAACUCCCAGGAGACCGUCUCCAUGGAGGGCUCUCGCCCAGCCGUGCCCGCUGAACCGGGCACUCUGAAGGCCAGCCUAGUGGCUACGCCAGGGAUUGACAAAUUGACAGAGAAAUCCCAGGUGUCUCAGGAUGGCACCAUGGUAUCUGUCCAAAAGGAUGAUGCCUCACAGAAUCAGACAGAGAACAGUUCUCUGGUAGGACCAUGCGACACUGAGUCCAACUCAGCCAAGAGCAAUGAGGUAAAACCCAGUGCUAAUCCAGAAACAUCUCGUGUGUCAUCGGCAGGACACUGGGUUCCUUCCUCAGACUGGGUCCUCUCUUGGAAGAGUAAACUUCCCCUACAGACUAUAAUGAGGUUACUGCAGGUGCUUGUUCCACAGGUGGAGAAGAUCUGCAUUGACAAGGGUCUAACAGAUGAGUCAGAGAUCUUGAAGUUCCUGCAGCAUGGUACCCUGGUGGGUCUGCUCCCUGUCCCACACCCCAUCCUCAUCAGGAAGUACCAGGCCAACGCUGGCACAGCCAUGUGGUUCCGCACAUACAUGUGGGGAGUCAUCUACCUCCGUAACGUGGAUCCUCCAAUUUGGUAUGACACGGAUGUCAAGCUCUUUGAAAUUCAGAGGGUGUAA